Messenger RNA from Sycon ciliatum, 2903 nucleotides. RefSeq lists its product as uncharacterized. Bases 652 to 1845 code for a protein of 397 amino acids. NCBI's taxonomy places the organism in Eukaryota, Metazoa, Porifera, Calcarea, Leucosolenida, Sycettidae. The record is from RefSeq and is a predicted model, not a curated record. The transcript is spliced from 4 exons.
UCGCGAGUCUACCAUGCAGGAUGGUCUGCCAACUGCCAAGCCCAAGACAAGGACGGACGUCACGUCAUUAGUUUCUUUUGAUCCAGCUUUUCUGCGUGGGUCUGAUAGUGAUACGAGUCGACACUGGCAGCGCCAGGGUCACUCUGUUACCUGGUUACUCUGUGUGAAAUCGCUCGUCGAAGAUCUGUUGUCUUUUCCAGCGGUAGAUUUACUAUCUGUAGAUCAGUGUGUAUUCCAGUGCCCUUGGUUAGUAAAAGUUGCCGAGUUGAUCACAAUCAGCAGCUGCUGGCUAUCUUUAGAAAGAGUUCGCAGAGUGUGCCUUCAUGUUUCUUCAGCCCUUGGGAUAGCCAUCAAUAAGACAGGAGUUGAACCGAGCGAUAGCCUUCGCGAUCAAGGUCGUUGCUCCUUGAAAAAUAGUGUGUGUUUCUUGCAGAUCGGCUGAGCAAGACGAAAUGACCGUAGCUUCGGUGCGACUGUACGUCACCCUGGAACGGAGAUAGCCAGAGAGGAGGAAGCCGUGGGAAAGCUAAUGCCGGUAGCCGGAUAGUACUUCAGAGCUGUUGUUUGGAUUCUGUCAUUGCUUCGGACCGUUCCGUGCUUGAACUCGCAGAGAGCAGGACAGUAAAAAUGGCUACUUGGUGGUAGCGCGGCAUGAGUAGGGCACCUCAUGUCUCUGGCGGGAGCCGUCGAGGCUUGACUGUCAAAGCUGUGGUCACGGAGCAGCCUCGACCCGCCGCUGGAAGCAUUGAAGCAGUAACCUCGGGCCGCUUCCUACCGAUCUUGGCUGUUUCGAAUCGGAAAAGUGGGUUUCGUUCUAGUCAGAGCCGACAUCAUCCGGAUUCUCGUUCCGGGCUCAUUGGCAGUCUCUCGCCGGAUGAAGAUGUGAAGCCACACGCACAGAUGAAAUCUGCAUGGACGGCUCCGUCAGGCGGAAAACAGACCUCCCGUGGGCCAUCGGUAAAUAGCAAGACUGUCCAUGUAACUGAGGGUGGCGAAUAUGCUGGCAAACUGGGAGAUCAAGAAGAUGUUCAAGUAGCGGCUGGAAGAGCCCACAGCCCUGCUGAUGUAGAUAUGUGCAUGGGCUUGAAUGGGCUAGUUCUGGUCAAGGAAGGGGACGACAUUCUUGUGAAGGAUGCACCCAUGCCAUUCACAAGCGUACCAAACGCCAUCAAGGACCUGUGCAGGUCGCCAUGGCGAAAGUACUACCAGCGACCGCCGCUCAACACGCCCGGUCUGCUGGCAAUCGGCGAAGUGCGCACGCGCUGGCAGCAAGCCGUGUUCGCCUGGUGUCUCGGCAUGCUCUGUUCCUGCCCACCAUCACCACCAGUAGCAACACAUUGCUGCUGCUGCUCGAAUGAUACCGCCAGGUCACGGUGUAAUGGCGGAGACGGGGAUGAUGGUAUGGAAACUCUGCUAGUGUAUCACUCCGAUGAUAUCGCCGUGGCACUGAACUACUGCAUGCAGAGUGCCAGCAAGACGGACGCCAGCAGUCCGCUGCACGCGUACGUGACGCAGCUCAGGCAGGAAGAUGUUGUCGAAGAGAAGCUGUUUGUCCGCUGGAUUAGUCUAGACGGAAAUAACUUCACCGGCAUGGAUCAUCUCCAGGAGAAACGACCCAUCCACGCACAGAUUGCACAACACCUGGGCUACUGGCCACGCUUCAACUUCUACGACCACUGCCUGGACAUUGUCAAAGGCAUCUACAGCGACGAAGAGUACAAUCCGAGCAAGGAGUACGGCAUGGGAUGCUGCCAGCCAUGCUCCGUCUGCAGCUUUCACUGGCGGGGCGCAGUGCCCGGCGGUGAGGGAUGGAAUCAACGAGAUGAAAACUACUACCACAUGUAGGCAACAGCAGCACUACCUUGUUGUAUACGCUCCGAUUAUCACCAUGUAGACGACAACACUGCGUCGUUGUAUACACUCCGACAGUACUGCCACGUGUAGACGACAACACUGUCUUGUUGUAUACACUCCGACUAUCACAUGCAGACAACACUGCAUUGUACACACUCAAGACUGUCACAUGCAGACAACACUGCAUUGUACACACUCAAGACUGUCACAUGCAGACAACAACAUUGUGUUGUAUACACUCAAGACUAUCACAUAUAGACAGCACUGCAUUGUAUACGCUCAGACUACCACCUGUAGACAACAGCAACACUGCCUUGUUCUAUAUGCUCAGACAGUACUAUCACAUGUAGACAACAACAUUGUGUUGUAUACACUCACACUACCACAUGCAGACAACACUGCGUUGUAUACAUGUACACUCGGACUACCACAUGCAGACAGCAACAUUGUGUUGUAUACAUGUACACUCAGACAGCCAGACUUGCUCCCUUAGUAUUAUUUAUUAUUUAUACAGUGCGUUGAGCAUGACAUUGUGUAUACUGAACGCCACGAAAUGAUUUUAUGCCAAACUGCCUGCUACAGUACUACCACACUGUACUAGCGAUAGUAUUGCCACUGUAAGAUAUCAGCAUAUGCAUGUGACUCUGCACCCCCACUCAUGAUACACACACAUUGACCUGCCCUGCACGAAUACAUGUCCACACUGACCAUUGCCCACUCUCCAUUCCAUCAGACUAUCAUAACUAUUAGUAUCAGUGUAGCCACACUGUCACACUGUUCAGCUCCUGAUGUAAAUUGUAAAUUCGAUCGCCAAACUGUUUAGAACAGCAAGUUAUUAACUGAUUCUUUGCCGCUGCUCCUACUGCCCUCACUGCUGCUGCCGCUGCUACUGCCGCCACCACUACAGCUGCAGCCACUUGCUCUCUCAGCACCAGCAACAUGCAGUACAUGUAUAGGUGUUAUCGAGAGCCUGAUGAUAGACGCCGUCUCGUAAAUAAUUCUCUCGAUCCCACAUGGCAUUUGUACAUGUACAGCGUUACUAGCCUUCA